Messenger RNA from Strongylocentrotus purpuratus (purple sea urchin), 6375 nucleotides. RefSeq names its product cytochrome P450 27C1. Gene Ontology annotation, biological process: C21-steroid hormone biosynthetic process; cellular response to peptide hormone stimulus; glucocorticoid biosynthetic process. The record is from RefSeq and is a predicted model, not a curated record. NCBI's taxonomy places the organism in Eukaryota, Metazoa, Echinodermata, Echinoidea, Camarodonta, Strongylocentrotidae. Gene Ontology annotation, cellular component: mitochondrial inner membrane. The transcript has 9 exons. The coding region runs from base 822 to 2597 and encodes 591 amino acids. Gene Ontology annotation, molecular function: heme binding; iron ion binding; oxidoreductase activity, acting on paired donors, with incorporation or reduction of molecular oxygen.
CGGAUUAUUGAAUAAGGAUAUUCAGAUACAAUUUCACGCUGAGCUGCCAGGAUUACUCUUAGUUUGGAGUCAAACAGAGAGAAAAAAGGAGUAGCAAACUUUUUUUCCUUUUGACCAAUGCUUUCAGACCAAAGGGCAGUCGAAACUGUUCUCAUUUGAUUGAAUUGGUGACAAUCCUUUCCUUUUUUUCUUAAACUGGGCCCAUGCAGCGAAGAAGUUUCUUAGAUUUCAAGAGCUAGACGACCUCUCUAUUUUCUCUCUUCUGUUUUCUUCAGUGCAAGGAAUUGUUAUUUUUCUUUCACCAAGAAUUAGAGGAGAGUCUUUGGGAGUUAGGAGGCCGCGGCCAUACUUACUCCUCUCGCGCCCUUUGUUCUGCCCUCGCUGCUUAUUAUGCCUGGAGUAUAACUUUCAUCUCAAAAUUGGAGGGAAUUUGACGGGGGUGAAAGUGCUCCAAGCCAGCCAUCUGAUCAAACAUUCUAGUUGCAUUGCCUGCGAACGAAGGAGGAGGAGAAGUCUGCGCGCUUACAGCUUGAUUCGUCAAUGAGCGGUGCGAUGCGGUGCGAGACUGAGCGGAAACAAUCCAUCGGCUGCAUUGCGUAUAAAUAUUUAACAGUCUUCAGUUUUCAAUAGAUCUGACCGAACGCUCACGUCAAACAUCCGGCCAUUGCAUUCUGUCAUCUGUAACGAUGAAGGCAACUCAGUGACGUGCAAGAGCUAUUAUAAAGUAACGCUGGAAUUACCCUGGCUGCUGCUCCAAAUACCAAAUUGAUUCAUUUAGGGAUAGAGAUUGUAAGAGUGGGAGUUGAGACUCGACUGGAGGAAUGGCUACGCGACUGUCGCGUUUUCUCGCCCGGGCCAGGCCCAGUCGCUCGAGUGGAGUGAGGCCUCAGACGUUUCAUGAUGCACAUGCAUCCUCAUGUCCUCUAGCAGCCGUCCCCUCAACCCUCUCUCCUCAUGCGUCCACGACAACUCCUUCUACUCCAUCUACAACUAAAACCAGUACUACUUCUACUACCUCAGCUCCAUCAUCAAUAAGUGAUUUGCCGUCAAACAAUAAUCUGUCUUUGGGCGUUUCCAAUGGGUGUACUUUCGACCAAGCUCCAGCUAGUAUUAACCCAUCAGAAAGGAAUUGUACGAUAUUUGAUGAUGUGAAGUCCUUCAAGGAUAUUCCUGGUCCUAAAGGAUGGCCCAUUUUAGGAACCCUUGGAACAUACCUCAGUGGAAAGGGACUAGAAAGGAUCUACGAUCACCAGAUCGAUUUCACCAAAAAAUACGGCCCGAUAUGGAAGGAGCGUUUGGGCACCCUGGAGUUUGUCAACUUAGCCAAGCCUGAUCUGGUAGAAGUAAUGUACAGGAACGACAGCAGGUAUCCAAGACGGCUGGACAUGAAGCCGUGGAAGGUCUACAGGGCACAUCGAGAUGAAUCACUAGGAGUACUAACACAUGAAGGUAAAGAAUGGCACCGUGCCCGACGAACGAUCGGCAGGAAGAUCAUGCCGCCAAGGGAGGUGGCCAAGUUCACCGGCGUCAUCAACGAGAUCGUCACCGACAUGGUCGAGAGACUUCGCUUCGUACGAGACACAAAGGGCGAGGGCGACGGGGUCGUGCCCGAACUGCAGAACGAAAUGUACAAGUGGUCGAUGGAAUCCAUCUUCAAGCUGCUCCUGGAGACCCGGAUAGGGUGCCUGAAGGAACCCAUCCCAGAGAAAUCACAGGGGUUCAUCAACGCUGUCGGUCAGAUGUUUGCAUCGGGUCAGAUCAUGUUCCUUACUUCACCGGAGUGGUUCAGGCGAUGGAACCUCAAGCCUUGGAGGGACCAUGAAGCAGCCUGGGACUACAUCUUUAACUUUGCUAAGAAGUCAGUCGAUGCACGUCUUCAAGAGCUAGCUACCCUGGCCGAAGAAGGUGAUGUAGUGGAAGACAGUGGUAUCCUAACCCAUCUCCUGGCCAGUCAACAGCUCAGUAUGAAAGAGGUCUACAGCAACGCCUGUGAGCUCCUACUUGCAGGGGUCGAUACGACGUCAAACACACUAGCCUGGGCGCUGUAUGAACUUUCUCGUCACCCUGACACUCAAGACAGGCUCGCGAAAGAAGUGGAGGGCGCCCUUGCCGCGAGGGGUAGGUGUAUUCCCGAGCAUGAUGAUCUUCCAAACAUGCCACUAUUGAAAGGGGUCAUCAAGGAGACACUAAGGUUAUACCCAGUAGUUCCGGCUAACAACAGGGUGUUGGAUAAAGAUGUAACAAUAGGUGGCUAUCACAUACCUAAAGGAACCAUGAUCGGUUCUCUCCAAUACGUGAUGGGACGAGACCCCGAGAUCUAUCCCGACCCAGAUACCUUCCUACCAGAACGAUGGCUGAAAGGUUCAGAAGCAAUCUCCUCAGAGGAGAAGGCUUCAUCUUUCUCCUCCCUGCCCUUUGGCUUCGGACCCAGGAUGUGCAUCGGGAGAAGGAUUGCCGAGUUGGAGAUGCAUCUAGCUCUGGCAAGGAUAUCUACGUCAUUCAAGCUCCGAUACCACGGCACAGAGGAGGUCUUCCCAGCUAUACGAGGGAUUUUGGUACCAGGUUCUCCGCUCAAAAUCGGUUUCAGGGAUAGGUGAAAGGACAGUAUACCACUCAUGUCACAGGGAUGGUGUUCCCGAUAAUUCGAGGGUUCUAGAACAGGUCUCAUCAUUAGGAUUAUCAUCAGGAUUAGGUGAAAGGACGAGAUGAGAUGAUCCAGGCUUUAUGCGGGAUCUUAGUACCACUUAGUACCACAAAAUCACCUUCAGGGAUACAAAUAGGCGAAAGGUUGAGAUACCACAAGGAGGUGUUUUUUAGCUGUACAAGGAACCUUUUUCUGCCAGGCUCACCAGUUAAUAUCAGUUUCAGGGCUAGGUAAAACGUAAAGAUACAAUGGCGGAAAGGAAAUAUUCCCAGAUAUAAGAGGGACUUGGUACGGGGAUUGUCGUAGAGGGAUCCAGGUUUCAGGCACACUGCUUAAAAUCAGUUUCAGGGAUAGGUGAAAAGACAGGAUACGGCGCAAUAGGCACAGAGGAGAUGUUCCUUGACAAUACAAGGGAUCUGUAACAGGUCUUAGGAUUACCAUCAAGAUUAGGUGAAAGGACGAGAUCAUACUGAUAGUGCAUUACCAAACUUUAUCAUCUAAAUGAUGUAGGUUAUAGAUGAAAUGAUAAGUAGCCCCAGUAGCCCUCGUGGUGUUGAUCCUGGUGAUAGAGUGAUACAUACCCCCUUCUCCCGACACCCCCUACCCAUUGUAACCUUAAUUAUAAGAACUGAUUGAAGUAAACAUUAUGUUGAACUGAUUGGACAGCAGAUAAGAUAGGUAGAAUGAAUUGGAUGAGAUGUUUGAAGACAAAUCUAGAAUGAUUACUCAACCAGGGCCCUGUUAUGGAAUUUGAUUUCAAUUUUGAAGUUUAGAUUGAUUAUUGUAACUCUAUACAGUUGAUACUUUAUAUGGGGUGGUACUGCAGGUGACUGGUGCAUAAUCACAUUUAUGGAAGAUAAUGAAAAUCAAUAUUGCUAAUCAAGCACUUGAGUUUAAGUUGAUAUCAGGUAUCAGGCAAAAAUAGACUUUGGACUGUAUUCCUUCUCUCUCUCUCUCUCUCUCUCUCUCUUUCUUUUCCUGUCUGUCUAGGUAUGUACCAUACAACCAAGUUGUUCCAUAACUGUCAGUAUCUAACUUUCUCAAUCAGUUUCAUCCCAGACGUUCACUGCUGUCUCAUUUCUUGUAAAAGUCCAUUCAAUUUUAACUCUACACCUCUUCCAUCAUAACUAUUUUCCCUAUCAGUUUUGUAUUCUAAACCCUUCUUGGCAUAACGAAAUGUCGGCAAACAUCCCCCCACCUCCCCUCCCCCCCCCAAAAAAAAAAUCAAACCUGGAUCUGCCACUGUAGUGUAAUGCUCCUAUUGCCCCCAUUGUAUAGCCUCUUAUGUGUUUUGUUAUCUAAGUCAAAGAACAUUGUAUAUGCCGUUUUGCAAAUACACCUUUUGUGAAUCAAACAAGCCUGUCAUUUCAACGUACGAUUUGCUAUUAAAGUUACCUUUCUAUUUUGUAUAUGUUAUUUUUCAUUGUAAUUUUUUUAUUUAUUCAAAGUGUGUAUCUUUAUUUGUAUUCAUAAUUUAUUUAGUGUUAAACAAUGAUUUAUUUAUCAAACAACUACCUACAUGUAUUUAUAAUAAGUUACUUUUUUUAAUUUGCACUCAAUUAACCUAUAAAGGUGAGCUGUGGUCUAUUUAUUGUUUAUCUGUCAUCUACCUGUUUAUUAUAUCUCACUAUUUUGUAUUAAUUUGUUGUGAUUUUAUGAUACUGCACUAAAUUUACCAUGGGGGGGGGGGGGGGGGGUACGACAGAUAUACUCGAUGAAUGAAGAUGAAUGAAGUUCAAUUUUACAAUGCCCCUGAUUUGGUGUAGGCGCCUUCCUUUUCUUCUCCCCCCUCUUUAUUGGUGCCAUUUGAUUGGUUGGCAUGUGCUACUGUUUAUAUGAUCAAUGUAUUAAAGGAGUUCGUGUAUUUAUGUUAAGAUCAUUGUGAAUAGGACACAGGUAUUUACCCCCCCCCCCCCCCAUCAAUAUUUUGGGAAUUACUACACAGCAAAGUAGAUAACGAGGAAUAGAUUGUCCCGAAUCCUAAGGCUGUAUAAACAGCGCUUCCGUUAAUAUAAUAUAUUUGAAAGUACUAUACAUAUUUAUUGAUAAUUUAGUGCACAUUGCGUCUGAUAUCUUCUUUAAAAGACAGCUUUUGUAUUUUAUUGGAUCUCGUGCUUAUAAUUCUUUUUUCUUUUUCAUUUAUUUAAAAAAAAAAAUUACGUAUCGUGUCAACUGGUUAUAUGCGAUAUAUUACAAUGUUCGCACUCGCAUCUUACGAACACAAAACAUGUUUCAGCUUAAUAAGCAAAGCCCGAAGCCUUUAGAUAUGAAUACAUCUCUGCUGAUGAAGUAUUUUUAGUUCAUAUAAAAAAAAAUACAAGGGUUUGAGUGAAACAAUAUGACACAAUCAUAAGGCCAAAGCUCCAAGACUUGUACAUCUCAAUAAUGUAUUUCUUUGAUUUUCUUUGAAUUACUGAUUACGAGAUGUAUUAAAAUAGUAAGAAAUGCUCAUAAAUUCACGAUUGAGUAAUUUUGCGAAUGUUAUGAAAUGUAAUCUCUAUGGUGAUGUGAUUAAUACUAUUAAACAAUCUGCCAAUUUUACAUCGAAUCUUGAUAAUUGGAGAUUUUUUUUUCUCCAAAAAUAGAGAAGCAACAAACUUAUUCGUAUUUCGUUGCUGAAAAUGAAUUGAAUUUAUGCUUUUAAAAGUGAAGGGUUCAGACGAUUGUUCAUCUUGUUGUUUUGCAGAUUGUUUAAUAAAAUCACGAUCUGACUAUAGAGAUAUCAUUCCUCGAUAUUCGUUCAUACGUUUACGAUAAGAGUAUAUUAUUCUGUAAGGCAGUCUAGUUUUGAGGUUUAAUAUCUCAAUAUACUGUCCAUAAUUGGGUGAGCUUGUGAAUGAGUCUUAUAUAUGAUGCAUGUCUGUGCAGGAGGGGGGGGGGGGAUAUCACUAUUCUCGUCAUGAAUGUUUAUCCGUUGUUGCCUUUUGAAUAUUACGUAACCUAAGAUUGAACAAGCUUUAAACGCAUUUUGCCAAAGAUUGAAGAAAACAUUAAAGUAUUAUAUUCAAAGUCAAUACUGGUGUGAUGUUUAGGCCAGUCUGGUUUAGGCGUGUAUUUUGAUGGAUUAUAUAAUUCUCUCUAAGUACAUUAUUUUGAAAUCGAUCUUAAAUAUAGAAUCAGGCGUUAUAUCGAGUCGUAUACAACUGCGUUAACCGUGCUCCCUUAUAUUAUCAAAUUUUGAUUUACGCAAGGGCGUUGCCAGAACCUUUUUAUGCGCGGGGAAUAAAAAGAGCACAAAAAAAUGCCGGCAAGGAAGUAAUAAAAAGUCCCCAAAUUUGUCCCCGAUUGAAAAUAAAUGAAUAGUUGAAACGACCCAUUUUCCCUCAGCGACGCCCCUAGAUUUAUUCUGAACACACAAGGGAGAGGUAUAUAAGUAGGAGGAUCAAGUAUUGAAGAAUAAUUAUCGCAUGCAGUACAGAAAGAACACAUUGAGAAUGAUGCAUUACUGCAUUUUUGAAAGGAAAAAAAAUCAUAUGAGGGAUAUUAUUUGAUUCUUGACUACAUUUUCAGGAUAUUUCUUUUUAUAAAUUAGAUUUUUUUUUCUGAUCAUACGCAGUGAUAAAUAUUUUGCCUUUUUGUUAGGCUUUAUUGUUUGUAAACACGUCAUGUCUUGAAUGAGGUUAGUUAGAAGUUUAUAUUGUCACUGCACUGUUUUAUGUAAAUACAUUUUUGUUAACUUCUAAUUAUAUAUCUCCAUUAAAAAGAUUAAAAAAUAUAUAUUGUACCACUAA